Messenger RNA from Coregonus clupeaformis (lake whitefish), 920 nucleotides. RefSeq names its product integumentary mucin C.1-like. The coding region runs from base 109 to 660 and encodes 183 amino acids. The transcript is spliced from 4 exons. The record is from RefSeq and is a predicted model, not a curated record. Lineage: Eukaryota; Metazoa; Chordata; Actinopteri; Salmoniformes; Salmonidae.
GGAGAAGAGAAAAAGGGGAACACCAGUUGCUGUCAUUCCAGGCCUACGUGCAAUCUUCAGACAAACCAGGGCUUUCUUCCUUAGCUUGGAGACUCCAUACACAGGGUUAUGCCUGUGAACCUAUCCACUCUGACUGUUUGCCUGCUAGGCACAGCCAUUCUCUGUGCAGAAAUUUCUCUUGAAUCUAGCUCAACAACAACACCUAUAAGCCCAGAGGCUACUCCUACCAAUGUGUCCACUCUCGCACCUUCCACCGCUGGUACUAACACCUCUACUCCAGGGACUGACCCCACAUCUAACUCCACAGAGGCCAACAGCACCACGGUCUCCACAUCCGACCCCACAUCUAACCCCACAGAGGCCAACAGCACCACGGUCUCCACAUCUGACCCCACAUCUAACCCCACAGAGGCCAACAGCACCACAGUCUCCACAUCUGACCCCACAGAGGCCAACAGCACCACGGUCUCCACAUCUGACCCCACAGAGGCCAACAGCACCACGGUCUCCACAUCCGACCAGGCAAAUGAGGAAGCCCCAGAGACAAUGUUGUCAACUGGCGAGAUAGCCGGCAUUGCUGUCGGCAGCAUUGCUGGGGUGGCGGCUAUUGGUGGAGGGAUCUUUGCUGGUCUGAAGUUUAGUGGGAAGCUGGCUGGUUAGUUUUGCUAGACUGGACUGGACAGGGCUGGGUAAGGCUAAGCUGGGUGGGUUGGUAAAGGGAGUUUCUAUUGGCCUGAGACCAGUCCAAGACUCUAUAUGCUGCACAACCACUGUGGAAAACAACCAGAGCCCUCUCACCUUCUUCCAUCUGAAAACACUGCCAAACAACACAUUGAGAACCUUCAUUUACAACUAUACAGGAAUGCAGCCAAAAUAGGGAAUUUUAUACAGUGCUCAGUCAAGAUAAAAUACUACUUCUA